AUGAUGUCCAAGGAGGACGAAGAAGCGUUCGAGGCAGGUUUAAGCAAAGUGGACGAAGUAAUGAGAAUACUCAACCUGAUGACCAGUGGUGACAAAGCCAAGGAACAAAUGGGUGUCGCGUUCGCCGAUCAAUUUCUUGGCACCGACAAUGCCACAAAGCGAAAGGAGGAGACGAAUGUGGAAAACUUUAUCGUGCGCGUCAACCAGGAACGGACGGUUAUCAACACAGCCGACGAUCCGCCACUCGAGCAACCGAUGCAGGACAAAUAUGCGUUUAUGGCCGAAAUUGAACGCGAUGCGGCCAGACGUGCGGCGGAACGACGCGAACGGGAACAGGUUGCCCAAGGAUUACGGCGGGCCGGUAAUCGAGCCUUUCGACGUGGCGAGUACGAACAAGCGAUCAACAUGUACUCGAAAGCAAUCGAUCAAAUCCGCGACAGCCCAAUACUGUACAACAACCGUGCGUUGGCCUACGUUCGGAUUGAGCUGUACAAACGCGCGAUCAUUGAUUGUGACUUUGUGCUGAGUAAGCUGGACGAGAAAAAUUUACGCUCGUGGAUCUUCCGCGCCCAAGGCUAUUACAGGCUGGGUGAAAUGAAGGCCUACGAGAAAAGUGUCGCCGAGGCGCGAAAGCACAAUCCCCGAGAGCUACCGUACAUUGAUCGGAUUGUGCGAGAAAUCGAGGGCAGAUCAGGGGCGACGGAAGUAGUAGUGGUGGGAGAUGCCCAAACGGAAGUGACUGGUGCUGAGCAAACGGGAGAAUCCACAGAUCAAGCGUCCGGUGCGAUGGCCCAGGAUCGCUUCAUCACGAAACCUUUACCCAUGGACGACGUACAAUCCACUUCAUCCGGAGAACUUUCGGAAGGUUAG
This is a messenger RNA of Anopheles marshallii, 870 nucleotides long. Its product is annotated as tetratricopeptide repeat protein 12. The record is from RefSeq and is a predicted model, not a curated record. Gene Ontology annotation, molecular function: protein binding. The coding region runs from base 1 to 870 and encodes 289 amino acids. The transcript has 2 exons. NCBI's taxonomy places the organism in Eukaryota, Metazoa, Arthropoda, Insecta, Diptera, Culicidae.